This is a messenger RNA of Eruca vesicaria subsp. sativa (arugula), 1275 nucleotides long. The record is from the annotation of a GenBank genome assembly. NCBI's taxonomy places the organism in Eukaryota, Viridiplantae, Streptophyta, Magnoliopsida, Brassicales, Brassicaceae.
AUGGAGCAACUUAUUGGUCAACAAUUUCAUUUCCAGAAGAGACUAUGGCCUGGUGGAGACGCAUCUCGUCCUCUGAUCAAUGUCCCCAAAGUUGUUAACAAACCUGUUAACCUCAAGCAAACCGUCCCUCGCUCCAGUAAACUACAACCAAAACCAUCUAUAGAAAAGCAACCUGCUAAGAGGAAACAAAGUCGUCUAAGCUCCUUCUUCCCAAAAAAGACUGCUCCAACCUACACAAACAAGGAACUUACUGACAUGCUUCUCCAACUCCAACACAAAUGCUCUACCAUGGAAACCGAAUCCAAGGAGUUGAGGAAAAUGAUACAAAAGUCAAUCGUCCUUACAAUGGAACACACGCAAACACGUGUAGAAGUAAAAGAGCUAGACCACUCCCCAAUCGUUAGUCAAUAUGCAGCCCAGAGAUUCCUGUUGCCGGAUGAAAACGAGACCAACCACACCAUGCACGACCACACACAUAGCAACCACACCCCACCUGACCAUAACAACAUUGACCAGCACUCCUCCGACCAGAUCUUCAGUAACCACAAAUCCACCCAACCUGACCAUCACCCUACCACCACCAAAGACAGAAGCCAAAGCCCCACUGACCCUGAUAAACUAUUCUACAGCUCUCCUCAGGAAUCUCCUAUCACAAGCCGCACCUUUGCCAGCCUAAAAUCUGCUGUUUAUGAUGAAAGUGAGCACCCAAACAGUCCCCCAUUCCGCAGACUUCUUCUUCACGGCCUCACCAUUUACGAACCUAUCCACCCUGAAACUCCAUCCUCCACCCCUCCGAAAUUCGAUUCUUCAAUCAACCAAACUUCUCCAAGACCAUGCCCUGAAACUCCAUCCUCCACCCCUCCGAAAUUCGAUUCUUCCAUCAACCAAACUUCUCCUCUGCCCCGACCUUGCACCCAAUCUCUUUUCCCUGAAAUUUCCCCCAACAAAAGCCUAUUACUCGGUUUUGCAGAUCAUGCUUCUUCAGAUAACGCUUUCAAAGCGACAGCUAGUUCGAACUCUCCUCCGGCACUCAAGCCCCCUGUCAUCGAACAAAAUAAGGAAACUAUUCACGACUCCGACCUAGUUGAUCUCACAGACACUGACGAUGAUGCACACCCACCGGCCACAAGGCAUCAACCUUCUGAUGAUGACAAUGCCCUUGCGCAUAAACUGCAGCAGUGUCCUACUAUACCAGCCCUUGCUCUCAUUGCUCCACUUCCGGAACUCGAGUGGAACCUCUUCAACAAAACAUUGCCAGCCUCCAAAAAAGUGUGA